GCGGGGAGAAGGUACUCCUGCGAGAAGCAAAGCUGCCCGGACUAUCCAAAUAAUUAAUCUAAAACAAACAGCGUCAAUUCAGAAUUAGCAAAGGAUGAAAACGGAAACGGUGGAACUCCGGUUGUACUGAAGAAUCUGUGCUAAAACGAGACAUUUACACUUUAAUAAAUUUGGGAGAAAACUGAUUAAUCAAAGGAAGAUAGAGGUUUUCCGAUCGAAGCAAGGGAUUAAGGACCUGCCACGGAGAAGCUGUCAGACUGGUACUUAAGUGGGAGCUUUAUCGCGAAGAACGCACAGCACUAACGCAUCACUGGUAGUCCGGUCUCGGCGUCUGUUUCUGAUCAAAGGGAUGUAAUCGUAAAUAUAACAAUUGCAGGCUGUGCCGCUGUUUCCCAAGUACAAGAUCAAUGGAAUUCCUGUGUGGUGGCGCUCCCCUUGGUAGUCGACCCCACGCUCCACCAUGUUGGCCUGUCUGCAGAGAAGGCAGAACCCCCAGCCUCAGCACCUGGCCUGCCCCAGCAAGACCCUGGAGACACCCCCCCCCACCAGCCACAAAUGUGAGCUGGUAGCGCCCAUGCAUUCCCCUCGGUACCCCAGCACGGCUGAGCUAGAUGCCUACGCACAGAAGACAGCCAGCAGCCCCCUGUCCAUCAAGAUCUUCCCCACCAAUAUCAGGGUACCCCAGCACAAGCACCUUAACCGGACUGUCAACGGCUAUGACACCACGGGCCAGCGCUACAGCCCCUACCCACACCUGCACACGGGCGGCUACAACGGCCUGCUCGCCAUCGUCAAGACCACGCCCCCCAUGACAACGGGAAAGGGCGUGGUAAAAAACUCGGAGGGCAAGCGGACUAAGCUGUCCCCGGCCCAGAUUGCAGCGGCCCCUUAUCCUCCACCAAGCAGCAGCACUUUAUCCCAGGGCAACGGGCAGAUACAGUACAGCACAGGCCACUCCAAACCCCCUGAAGCUCCCACAGUACCGGUACCUCCUAAUGUCACUCUGGCUGCUUCCGCUAUCCCCAUUGCAGGUGGCCGUGGCUUGGCCUUACCCCCGCAUUCGAACCUGCCCUCCAUUCAGAGCAUCAUCUACCAGAUUAACCAGCACUGCCAGGCCCAGGCUCUGCAGCAGGUAUGCCAGGGGGUGGUGGUGCCGGCAACAACCGCCAACCCCAGCCCAGCAAAACAGGUGGCGGGAGCUUCUGCAAACUCUUCUGGCAACAUGGCAGGCUUCCCUGGCGGCAUGAUGGCCCAGAGCGGUUUGGCCUACACUGGGGCGGUGUUGCCUACACAGGGGGCUGAGCUUGUCAAAGCUGGGGCAGCCUAUAUGGACAGCAUGGAUUAUAUUAUCUGGCAGCAAAAGCAGCAGCUGCAGCAGCAGCAGCAGCAUCAGCAGCAGCAGCAGCAGCAGCAUCAUCAGGCUGCACUGAGGAUGUACAGUGCCGGGAGCGGAGGAGGUGGAGUCAUUAGCAAAUCUCCGGAAACGUGUGUGCCGGGGAGCGCGCUGGGGGUGGUCGGCAGCGCCCUGGUAUCCUCCAGGCCUUACGCCCUGACUGCAAGUGCCGGUUGGCUGGACAAAGUGAGCUCCUCUCCGGUGAACUGCGCUGGCAUGCACGGCAACUUCUCGGUGGGCCAGUACUUUGCCCCUCCUUGGAACAGCGUGCUGGUGACCCCCGACAGCGACUGUUACAACCCCCAUGACAUUGUGGGGGCCAACACUGGGGGCGGCGGGGGGCACAGAGAGCUGAGUUUCCCCAACCAUCACCAUCAUCAUCACCACCACCACCCCUCUGACAGCGGCCUGUGCUGCAGCCUGCCCAGCAAGACCCUCUGCAACACCUCCAUCCUGAGCAGCAGCCUCCAGUCGCUGGAGUACCUCAUCAACGACAUCCACCCUCCCUGCAUCAAGGAGCAGAUGCUGGGCAAAGGCUACGAGACAGUGUCGGUGCCUAGGCUAUUGGAUCACCAGCACGCUCACAUUCGACUGCCGGUAUAUAGAUAAAAAAAAAUAUAAAAAAGUAAAUAACAUUGAAACAAAAAAACUAAGAAAAAAAGUUAUUAAAACAGUAAAGGAGAUCUUUAUUAUAUAUAAAUAUCUAUAGAUAUGCGAUUGGCACUGCUUUGAAAAGAGAAGGAUGGGUAAUAAGGUGGACUGAUUCGUCAUGGAGAUGGUUCCGCAGCUCCCCAAGGAGGUGUUGGCUCUAAGGGGCAAAGGUUGAAGGUGAAAGGGGAAUAGCACGUGUGUGUGUGUGUCUGGGGUGGUAGGCAGUUGGAAUUCAGUUCUGACGCUGGGAAAAUUGAUUGCUGGUUGGAGUGAGAUUUGCUAACGGGGGAUGGUUUGCUUUUGCUGGUUUUGUUUUUGUGAGCUUGCUACUGGAUGUGGCGCACACAGGUGAAAGAAAUAUGCACAUAAGCGCCCCCUACACCUCGGAGGACCAACACAAAAGCCAAGGCCGUGCAAAUGGUUGCAAACAACAAAGAAAAAGAGGGAAGACAAGAAUCGUCUUUUGCCGCUACACAGAUGAAAGCUGCAAGAACUGUUUUAGUGGGAAAAAAAAAAAUUUAAUGUGAAUUGCACUGCUUGGAGUAUAAAUGCUAGAAAAUGGGUGGGAGGGAGAGCAGGGUGAUCUGGAGUAAAUAUAUUUAAGAAACUUGAAAACUUGAACCUGUUUUAUUUUUUUUUCAGGUUGAUAUACAAUGUAUGUGUUGGCUGCUAAGGGAAAAGGUCUUUAUUUCUUAUUGCUUAUUAGAUUUUUCUGUUUCAGGGUUUUAAUUGUUGUUUUUUUUUUUUUUUUAAUAAGCUGUCUCCAGCUUCCUUGAAUGAAACAAGGCUGUUGCUUUUGGUUCUGCAAGAACCGUGGGCUUGAGGUGUUUGGUGGUGCACUAAAAAAAAACAACAAGCAAAAAACAAACCAUGUAUCAUGAAUGGUCUCGCCACUGUUCAAAUUUACAGGUGUUCCCCAGACUUGGUAUGUCUUUGCCUUAUUGGGGAUAUACAUUCAAAUAAAGUAGAAAAAGAUGCCUUUGAUUCUCGUUUUUGAAUUGGUUCCGAAGGUAGUUUUUAGGUUCAUGGGGGUAAGAUUGAAGAGCUCAGAUUUGAUCCUGGUUUAUAUGGUUUCCACAAUCAGAGUUAAGUGCAGAAAUCAAAUUGUAUACGCUGAGGGAAGAGAGAAAGCUCCUUUCUAGUAAUAACAGCAUGAAUGGGAUCAGGGAAAUGCCACCUUUUGAUCCCAGAUCAAUUCUGAAGGCAGCGGAAUUGCAUCUUUUGAAUUUUGAUUGGUUACCCAAGUGAUUGGCUUCAGUCCCAGUUGUGCCAGUUUGGAGAGUGUGUGUUUGAGAGAGAGAGAGAGAGAUUUACCUUGGAGCCAGUUGUAUCCAGUCAAGUGACGGCAAUCCAGGAUCCAAUCAGAACUUGUCUGCCCCCAGCUUCUUUUAAAAUUCUUCUAGAAAAAAGACCAGAUCUGAGGGUUCUCUUGCGAGUUUUCUUUUGAUUAAACAUUUUAAAUGCGUUUUAUUUUCAAGCCGUGACAUGUUGGAUGUAGUGUAUUGCACCAUGCACUGGCUUGGGCUUUGCAGACCAUUAUUAAUUAAUCUUUUCUACCUGAUACUGGUGUAUAAUGUAGACCUGGGCUGUAAUAUGAAUGUGCUGUAUUUAUAAGUAAGUAUUAAAAUGCUUGCCUUUUUAAAAAAAAACUGAACACAAUAUGAUAUGGCAGAACAAUCCUUGCAAGAGCCUGAGAACCUGAAGAUUAACGCUUUUCUUUUAAUUUGAUCUGUUUGCCCUCAUAACCAGGUUCAGUCUUCCUAUACAGGCAGACAGACUGAACUAGUACAGACUGUCAGACAAUAUUUCCCCACUGUUCACAUGGCCACUGCUUUUCCCGGUUCGCUUUUGGAAACAAGACAUUCAGUCCCUGUGUACUUUUUCUAAUCCAGCGUUUUCUUUCUCCAUAAACUUCUCUGGAUUGCUUUCAUCAGUCCUAUUUCGUUAUGCUAAUCAGGACUAAAGCAGGCUUGCCACAACCCGUACUGCACCCAGUGCUCUCUUCAGGAGAGUUGUCUUAAAAGUGAUUGAUUGAAUGAUUAACUACUGAGGAAAAACAGGAUGGCUUAAUUUAAUUUUAAUGCUGAUAUAACCCUCCUUCAAGCAAGGCAUUGCAUUCUGCCACAUCUUAGACUCAUUAGGGUUACAACUAAAAGAACUAGGGGAGCGACUGUAUAUCUCUUCCAGAUUUACAGAGCAGACAGGAAGCUGUAUUGACAUUUAUUUCAAUAUGAUUGGGAAGAUACAAACUCCUGUUUGUUGCACAUAAAGCUGAUGAGACCUUGGAAGCUGCAGCAGGGCAGUGCUGUAUUCGGGCUUGGGAGUCAGGUUUUGUGGUGGGCACCUGUUAGCUUUCACAAUCGGAUAGUGGGCGGAUUUUGCUAGUUUCUGGUAUAUAUUCCAUAUAUUGGAGAGCAAGCUCAAUCUGGUUUAGGGAACCUCAGAGAGAGCCGUCCCGCCCUCAUUGAGCAGGGGGGUGUGAAAUGGCUUGCAGUGCCUGUUUUUAUACUAGGACCUAAAUAAAUGCCCAAGUUUAACAGUGGCGGGACAGCAUGGAGCCUCAAUACAGCGUCUUUGUCUUCAGUGGAUUGAACGAUGCACUCGGCUCCACAGAGGGAUGGGGUGGGGGUCUUUUUAAAGGCUCCAUGCUGUCUGCUGCGGGCACCACGCUCUCUAUACCAUAACUGUUGAUGGGGGGGGGGAUAUAUUCCACCCACAGUGACCCUCUCCACUCUAGCAGUGCAAGCAGAUUCCUGACACAAACAAUGAGCUGCUCGCAUUAGGAUAAUGGUAUUAAAUUCCAAAUAGAGUUGAGCUCAGAGCUUCACUCAUCCACACUGGGUAUUCUCAGCUGUUGAAAUGCAGUGACAUAUGGUGGUGUAUCAUUAUCUGAACCCCCUCCCUCUUUACAGGACGGGCCAGUGAAAAACACUUACUGCUUAAACAAGCUGAGAGCCUGUGAUUUUCGGGGAUAAUGCUUAGCGAGGGGUGUCUCAGCCCACACUGCUUCCCAGUCCGUCUGCUCGGACCCCUUGAGUCGUCCUGCUGUCGUUACAAAGCACUUGGUCACGUUGCUUCCUCGUCCCUCAGUUCUGACCUCUUGUUACACAUGCCUCUUCAGCUCAUACAGUUAAGCCUGUCUGCUGUAGGUUUGACGCACAGUUCACGGUAGAAGAUUUCACAGGUGUGAGGUUGUGGAGAGGUGGUUUUGGGUUAAGGGCCUGGUGCGGUUUUUGUUUUGAAUUCUUCUGCAGUCCUUGAGGCAAGAGGUUUGUUAGGACCCCUCUCUGCUCGUCUCAGUGUUCGGCCUCAGUGCUUUCAGCCACUACUGGGCCUAGUCUCGGGGAACGGGCUUAAGCAAGCAAGGGGCUCCUCUGUCGGCCUGCAGUGUGCAUCUGAGGGUGUAAUUAAAUCACAGGGAAGAGGAGGCUGUGUUUGUAUAAAGUAAUAAGUGACUUUACACCAAGAGAUCUCAAAGUGCAGUCUGGUUCAGUGCCUGGCUGACAGUGCAUAUGCAUCACUCACCAACCAAAUAUAGGUAGUAUGUGUUAUUACAGACAAUGUUUUUUUUUUUUUUUAAACUAACCUCUGUACUGUGGUUCCCAUAUAAUGUUUGGCUUAAAACAAAGCAGUCUACCAAUACAGUAACUGUUAAAGAUAUAGCCUGUUUAAGUUUUAAUAGCAGUUAUACGAGUCUGUAACCUUGUGUAAGUGCCAUUGAUUUUACUUGCAAAUGUAUUUUGUAAUUCAACACCCCCUAGUGUUGAAAUUAGGCAUAGCCCCAUAACUCAAUAGUACACCUUCACGCUCGUCUUUCACUCGCCCUCUUCCUCCUCCCCUUCGCGAGCGCAUCGUGUGGCUCACCUCGGCUUGUUUAUCCCCCCCAGGAGAGUCACUAAUCAGCUUUCCCCCGAAACCUCGGCUACUCGAUACGACAACUAACUUCAUCAACAUUUUCAAGGGCACAGCGUUGAGACAGACAGAGCAAGAGGGAUGGAGAGCGCAAAUCCUGUGAGGGCAGUGGGGAGGAAGGGCUGCCCAGAAACUGCCUCAUUAGCCGGCUUUCUUCCACCCAUUUUUCAUCUCCUGUUUGGGAGCGACGCGAAAAGAGGGAAAAACUCUGCCUCCAUCCUACACAAGACAUUGGAUUUGUGGAUUUAUGAUGCUGGGUCAAUAUCUAUGCAGAUAGGCAGUGUCUGAAUGUAUUGCACACGCAAUGGCUGAUUUUGAUGACAAGUGGCUAAUCAGUUUAAGGAUUUCAUAAACUCCUAUCUCUAUAUUGACCGAUAGGGGAAUCUGGCUCCUGAUACGAUAUACGCUCUUUAAUUGUGUGUCGAGUCCAUAACAUUUUAUUCAAGGCAAUCCAGCCUUGUUCUCACAAGAGAUUUGAUACAGUUUUGUUUUUUUGUUGUUUUUUUUUCCGCAUAUUGUGGCUGUGAGAAGCUCAAGGCAAACCAGUGUGUGAAUUCAGCAAAAAUGAGACACAAAGGAGAUAGGCAAUGAGGGAAGGGAGGAAAGAUGCUGAAAAACAAAGGCAGCUGCUCUCUCUGUGGAAAUAAAAUUCACCCAGGCCAGCGCUGGCAACAGGGAGGGCUCUGUCCCCCUGGUACCACGCAGCCCCAUCCAGCCGUGCUGAGAAAUAGCAGGCAGAUUUGAAGUGUGCAUUGUCCCAUUCCGUCUGAUUGCUUGUUUGAAAGUUAUGCAGUGGCAGGCAGGAAACUAAAAAUAAUAGAUCAUCAGCACCUGAACAAUGGAAGAAUCUAAGCAGACAAACUGUUUAUUUGGGUGGGGGGUAAUAUUAUCCUUACUAGCAGUUUGUGGCAAUUCUCCUUCUGUUCCGAAUACAUCAGAUUUCCAAUCCCACUAGUUCUCAUUCUCUCUCUCUCUCUCUCUCAUAUAUGUGACUGUCUCGUCUCCAUUAGCUUUUGAAAUAGACCCCCUGGUGAAAUGCAAACUAAAACUGGAAGAAUGGCUUUAAAAGCAUGUAAUAAGUGAGAAGAGCAAUGCUCAGACUCAUCGCUCUGCCCUCACAGGCUGUCCGUCACACUCGCACGCACUCUUUUCAUUCCUUCGCUCAGUCCAGCACGGAGUGAGGCAUGAGGUAUUGCACUCCCAAGCCAUCCGCAGUCAUGCACGUUUUCAAACGGAGGGUAUGAAAUUCAAAAGAAAUAUCAAAUUAUAUAAUAAUCUGCUGUCCUGUUUGGAAUAUGUAUUGUGCAUACCCAUAUUCCAAAUACUCCCAUAGCCAAAAACAUUUCCUAUCGCAUCCCCAAAAAUAGACUAGAUCUGUCUACGAAGUGGUAUACUGGUUCUGCGGGGAAGAUACAUUUAAAGUAAUCUGCCUCUGGCGCUUCAAUAUCAACUACGGUUAACAAAGACAAAAAAGGUACAUUUCCAAUAAUGACAGCAUAAAUACUAGCAUAGUAGUUGUGUAUUUACUGUCUUAAUUGCAUGCGGAAUUACAAAACAAGUGUGUGGGAGUUAAAGCAUUUUUUUCGGCAAUUGAACAUUUCUUUUUUUUUUUUUAAUCAACUAAAUGUGAAAUAAUGCCACAUUUAAAAUAAAAACAUGCCUUUUUUGCAUGUGCUGUAUGUAGCAAGUCAUCCUUACCCGCAUACUAAGUCUGGGGAAACCUGCCUUGCAAUUUGUUCUUUUCGGCCAAUUCAAGGAAACUUAAAAGUUUGCUUUUACAAAGCUCUCUUGAUACCUGGGAACAGCCAGUGUCUGGGGUAAAACAACAAAUGUAUGGAAACACUUUAUUUAAUCUUCUUUCAUUGCUCUCCCUGCAGUAUUGUAUUUAUGUUUUGAAAACUGUACGUUUCCUCAGGAUAAAUGUAUAAAGAAAUAUGACUUAUUUCAUUUUUUUUUUUUUUUUAAAGAAGGCUUGAAGAUUUAAUGGUGGAGCCUGACUCAAAGCUGUAAUAUCUUUAGCCUUGGGAUUCUCAACCCUUGAAUGUGCCUACAGCCCCUUUGUCUCCCUGUGAUUGCUUACUUUAACCACCCCCCACCCCAAAGUCUUCAAAACCACAGACUUCCCUGAAUAUUAGCAUCAUUAUUAAUAAACUUAUUGUACUUUCAGAAAAAAAAAAAAUGAAUCCCUGCUUUUAUCUCAGGACGAAAUCUCUUUAUUUUAAUGUAGAUGUUUAAUUUAUUCUCUCCUCUGUUAUUUUUAUUAUUGUUUGACUUGAAGCAAUUAAAGCAAAUUCCUUGUCCAUUCCGGCCUCUGUCUCCUUUCUGACUUGCUGUGUUUUAUUUGAACGUCUUUCCCUCCCCAUUGACCUUCAAGAGGCUGCUUUCAGAUCUGUGCUGCAGAUCAGUGGUGGGCAUAAAGAGGAUUUCAUCUUUCUCUCCUUGUAAUCCAGUAAUAAACUGGGUCUAGUUUCACAAAGCAGUUCUAGGCAGCAGUCUGCUAAAUCCAAUUUGCUUCCAUUAAAAAAAAAUUGAAGAAAAUAACACCUAUUGUCCUUUAAU
Messenger RNA from Polyodon spathula (Mississippi paddlefish), 8515 nucleotides. Its product is annotated as protein FAM222A-like. The record is from RefSeq and is a predicted model, not a curated record. The coding region runs from base 461 to 2002 and encodes 513 amino acids. Lineage: Eukaryota; Metazoa; Chordata; Actinopteri; Acipenseriformes; Polyodontidae. The transcript has 3 exons.